UUUAUAAAGUCAAUUAUUAGUGGUUGUUGUUCUAUUUAUGGCAAAAUUUUUCUUUCGAGAACAAAGAAUUAGUUUCCUACGUGGAAAAAGUGCAAAUACAUAAAAUAUUACACAAGAUAGAAAUUAAAGUCGGUGCAAGAAAGCAUAAGCUUUUAAAAGAAUACAGCAAAAAUACAUAAUAAGGGCGCAAAAUAUAAUAAUUGGCUUCCUGUUUUGUGUGGUAGAAAGCUUUUGUUGUUUUUCUGCAGAGUGCUUAAAACGCUGACUUCAAUGCUAUUGUUAUAAACGACACAAGAGUCUGCAGAUAUUAUUCAAGUGCUUUUGAAGAAUUGGAAAGAGGCAAUAUUUGUUUAGAAGUUGUGCAAUUGUGGACAAAAAGAAUCAAAGCGUUCAAAUUGAAAUAAAAGAUAAUUGAGCAGCAAACAAGAUACAUUAGGACCAGUGCUGUAGCUCUCGGAACAACACCUGAAGCUGCAACCUUGGCAGAUAUAAAUUGUUUCGACUGAGAAAUUUUAUGCCGUAGCUUUUCCUUGGAUAUGGAUUGUAAAUUUAUUGUUUAUAAUGCAGCUCGAGAUAAUAAUUUAGCUCAAUUGAAGCAUAUUCUUUCCAACAGACCGGAGGCGGAAAUAAAAAUGAUCGUUGCUGCAAAAGUGAAUGGAGCUACGCCAUUGGUAAUUGCAUGCAGGAAUGGCCACUACAAUAUUGUAGAACAUCUCUUAAAACGACAUGCAGACGUUGAGCAAGUGGGUUCAGUGAGUUUCGACGGAGAGCCCAUUGAAGACGCACCACCCUUAUGGUGCGCUGCUGCUGCUGGGCACUACGGUAUCGUAAAGUUGCUGGUACAUCACGGGGCAAAUGUGAAUAGCACUACGCGCACAAACUCAACACCACUGAGAGCGGCUUGUUUCGAUGGACAUUUUGAUAUUGUGAAGUUUCUGGUAAACAAUGGCGCAGAUUUUGAAGUGGCAAAUCGUCACGGCCAUACAUGUCUAAUGAUCGCAUGCUAUAAGGGUCAUUAUAAGAUCGCACAGUAUUUACUAUCAUUAAACGCGGAUGUGAAUAGGUGCAGCGUGAAAGGAAAUACAGCUUUACAUGAUUGCGCAGAGUCUGGAUCGCUAGAGAUUUUACAAUUAUUGUUAAAGCAUGGCGCGACUAUGGAUGUCGAUUAUUAUGGUAUGACACCACUUUUGGCAGCCAGCGUUACUGGGCAUUUGCCAAUUGUAGAACAUCUUAUUACUUUGCCCUGCGUGAGUCGAGAGAGUCGCAUCGAUGCUUUAGAAUUGUUAGGUGCAACCUAUGUGGACAAAAAACGUGAUAUGAUUAGUGCUUUGUCGUUGUGGCGACGAGCGAUGGAGGAUCGAAACCAAGAGCCGAAAAUACCAAAAACUAUUAGCGAACCAAUAGCCGCGUAUGAGUAUGUGUCGGAAGUGGAGACAAUAGAGGGCCUCGAAGAGUUGGUGCUAGACCCCGAUGAAAUGCGAAUGCAAGCUUUGGUUAUACGGCAAAGAAUUUUAGGUCCAACCCAUCCUGAUACAAGCUAUUAUAUACGAUUCAGAGGGGCACAUUAUGCAGACGCUGGACGAUUUGAUCGCUGUAUUGAGUUGUGGACGUACGCCUUGACGAUGCAGCAGAAAAUUCUUCAGCCUCUAAGUCCAAUGACUCAAUCAUCUUUGCUAUCGUUCGCUGAAUUAUUUAGUUUUAUGCUAGUCGAAGCAGGUCGUUUGCUACCUCGCGGCCGCAUUGUACCUCCAAUUGAAGCGUCAGAUAUGUUGAUGAUAUUUAAUAAGGCUGUAAUGGAAGUUGAGCGAGGCCUCCAGUGGACUCUAGAUCAGGAGGAAAGUCCAGUUUCAUUACCAUCCAUACAUGAUUGUAAUCACGAUCCCAACGCACUGAGUCGCGCAUUAGUAAGCGCUUUACAUAUUGGCUGUUUAUUAGCUUCACUGGAAGAAAACGAAAAUUUCUGCCCGAAUAUGCGAAAACAAAUUUUGUAUUCUUUGUAUAAGUUGAAUCGACUCAAAGUGUCAGUUCGAUCCGGACGAACUGCUUUACACUAUGCUUGCUACCGCGAAGGUACACUUGUUGGUCGUUAUCCUGCUUGUCAAUUUCCCUCACCAGCGCUAGCAAAAGCUCUGCUUGAAGUUGGAGCCGACCCGAAUGUCAGAGAUGAUGUAGGAAACACGCCUUUACAUUUGACUGCAACAGCGCAAUCGUGCCCCAAAACAUUGGCGAAAAUUCUUUUGAAAUAUGGCGCACAUCUGGACGCCAAAAACGAUGCAGGGGAAACUUUCGAAACACUAUUGAAGCCUAGAAAAAUACAUGAAGUUGUUAAUCCUCUAAAAUACACAUCUUUAGCCUGCCUAGCUGCUCGAACCAUACAAAAACAUCACAUUCAGUAUGUGAAUGUCGUACCUUCAUCACUUUAUAAGUUUAUUGAGAUUCAUUAAAAUGCUAGAUUGUGACAAAAGUGCUCACAAAACGUUUAUAGGGCAGGACAGUCUCAGUUAUGGAUUAGUUUGUGAUCGAUGGGGGCUUUAAUUUUAAAUUUCAUUAUAUUUCACGUGUAUAUUUCUUAUCAAAAAUCGCACAAAGAGAUAUUUAAGUUAUUUGUUCAAGUAUUUACGCCAUUUCUUCCCGCUGGACGUUUGCACUGAUUAAUUUAAUAUUAAAAAAUACUAUAGCCUGCAGCGAGUUAAAUGUUAAUUAUUAUUCAAUCUCUGAUUCUCAACGAAAAACAUGAAACAUGAACUAUUUGUAGGGAUACCAAAUGACAAACAGAAAGAGGGUCUGUGCAAAUCCCAACUAAAGGAAUAGAUUAAGGUCUUUGAAUAAGAGCCGCGGUCCAAACGGAAAGGCGGUAGGCCAUAAUGAAUGAAUUAACGAUUUUUGUGUUUCAGAUAAAGCAUAAAUACAUACUUAAAUAUAUUGUUAGAUAGAAAAAGAAAAAAAAAACAAAACAAACAAACGACUAGGCAAAUAAGCGUAAGAAAAUAAAAAUUUUGCAAAACAGUUAUUCAAAUAAAUGUAUACAUAACUAAAUUCUACGGUUAUCAAUACACAUUAUCGAUUUUACUUAAAUUAUCUUAGUUGAGGUAAAGUAGCAAUAAUAUGCAUGUUAUUCUUUAAGAAGAGCUUCAUUAAAUUGGCAUCGCCUUAUUUGCAGAAAACUGAAAAUCCGCUUGCGGGAACAACUGGUUCGAAAAUGCAUUCGACUAAUUGUUGUAAAAAUUAGAACUUAGAUCCAUUUAUUAAGCCGUAAGAAUUGGAUUUUGUAUCUGAAAAAUAUCGUUUAAUACAAAAUCAGAGAAAAAACCAAAAUAUUAAUAAAAACAAAAACAAUUGUGUUUUUCACA
This is a messenger RNA of Ceratitis capitata (Mediterranean fruit fly), 3350 nucleotides long. Its product is annotated as protein fem-1 homolog CG6966. Gene Ontology annotation, molecular function: protein binding. Bases 537 to 2444 code for a protein of 635 amino acids. The transcript has 6 exons. Lineage: Eukaryota; Metazoa; Arthropoda; Insecta; Diptera; Tephritidae. The record is from RefSeq and is a predicted model, not a curated record.